Centropristis striata (black sea bass) is the source of this 3345-nucleotide messenger RNA. RefSeq names its product EYA transcriptional coactivator and phosphatase 4 (gene eya4). Gene Ontology annotation, cellular component: nucleus. Gene Ontology annotation, biological process: negative regulation of extrinsic apoptotic signaling pathway in absence of ligand; positive regulation of DNA repair; cell differentiation. NCBI's taxonomy places the organism in Eukaryota, Metazoa, Chordata, Actinopteri, Perciformes, Serranidae. The coding region runs from base 630 to 2558 and encodes 642 amino acids. Gene Ontology annotation, molecular function: protein tyrosine phosphatase activity. The record is from RefSeq and is a predicted model, not a curated record. The transcript has 20 exons.
UAGAUAGAUAGAUAGAUAGAUAGAUAGAUAGAUAGUGCAGGCUGGUCAGUGGGUGCAUGUUGUUUUUGCUCUGAUGGGAUAAAUUAAACUGUGAGCGCGUCAUUUGGGCCAAACUAUUAAUAAGAAUGUCAUUUUGGUAUCCCCCCUCCUCCUCCCCUCUGAACCCCAUUAGUCCUUUGGACACUUGCCCAAUAGUCUCCGCAUGGCAGCUGAGCGCAUGCGCAGCGGCACGGUUUUCAAUAAUGAAGUUGAGCCUAAUGCCUGUGAACUGCCUGCUGCUCAAACUUGGACGCGGAGUGAAAAUAAUGGUGUUUCCCGCAGAGGUGAGCGGUCCGGUCACCGACACCGAGACCCGGGACUCCGGUUCGAGUUUGUAAAUUUGUUUUAACGACUCUGAGUUACUCCUGCGGGCUUGUUUCUGGACUCUCUCUGCUGGUAAUGGCCAGCAGUGGCUGAAGUGUUGUGAUCCAGUCAGUGACAGCCUGCAGACAGCAGGGAGAGCUGUGCGGCGACCACACUGCAUUUGAUUAUGAGCUUUUAGGAGAAGUGACGGAAAUCUGGGAGCUGAUUUCUUGCUGGGACGAAAGUUAUUUAUACACAGUGCGUGGAAGAUCACAACCUAAGAAGCCAUGGAGGCCUCACAGGACCUCAACGAACAGAUGGCGAAGAAAUCACACAGUGAAUCUCAUGUGCCAGACCCUUCGGACGCCAGGUCUAUGGAAAUGCAGGACCUAGCCAGUCCUCAUAACCGUGUGGGAGGUGGAGAUUCAUCGGGCUCCAAGCUGGACAAGAACAACCUUGGCAGCCCCUCCAUCACCACCAAUGGAACAGGAGGUGAAAACAUGACAGUUCUAAACACGGCUGAUUGGCUGUUGGGCUGCAGCAGCCCGCCCCCCGCCUCGGGCUCCAAGGACUAUGUGAAAACAGAGCCUAUGAACAACAACGAUACAGUCACUACGACCGGCGACACAGCACUGGACACAUACGCAGGCUCAGUAAUCACCAGCAGCGGGUACAGCCCUCGUUCAGCCCACCAGUACUCUCCUCCCCUCUACCCAUCAAAGCCCUAUCCUCACAUUCUGUCCACACCGGCAGCCCCCCCCAUGCCCACGUACGCCGGGCAACCCCAGUUCAGCAGCAUGCAGCAGUCGACCGUCUACACUGCGUACUCCCAGACAGGACAGGCGUACGGACUGUCCACCUAUGACCUCGGUGUGAUGCUGCCGGGCAUUAAGACAGAGAGCGGCCUGGCUCAGAGUCAGUCUCCUCUGCAGACCGGCCUCAGCUACAGCCCCGGCUUCACCACUCCACAGCCCGGACAGACUGCAUACUCACCCUAUCAGAUGCCAGGUUCCAGUUUCACUCCUUCCUCAGGCCUCUACGCCACCAACAACUCAGUGUCCAACCCCGCCAACUACACUGCCACACAGCAGGAAUAUCCAUCAUACACAACAUUUGGCCAAAACCAGUAUGCCCAGUAUUACUCUGCAUCCACUUAUGGGACUUACAUGACCUCCAACAGCGUGGAUGGCACAGGCUCCACAGCAGCCUACCAGCUGCAAGACCCCGCCCCUGCCAUGACCGGACAGGCUGCUGAACUUCAUCCAGGGGACUUUGAUACAGUGCAGAGCCCCUCCACGCCCAUCAAAGAGCUGGAUGACCGAGCCUGCCGGAGUGGGGGGUCCAAGUCCCGGGGCAGGGGCCGCAAGAACAACCCCUCCCCUCCCCCUGAUAGUGACCUGGAGAGGGUGUUUGUGUGGGAUCUGGACGAGACAAUCAUUGUCUUCCACUCUCUUCUCACGGGCUCCUACGCACAGAAAUAUGGAAAGGACCCUCCUAUGGCGGUAACGCUGGGUCUAAGGAUGGAAGAGAUGAUCUUCAACUUGGCUGACACACACUUAUUCUUUAAUGACCUGGAGGAGUGUGAUCAGGUACACAUUGAUGAUGUGUCUUCAGACGACAAUGGCCAGGACUUAAGUACUUACAGUUUUGCAACUGAUGGCUUCCAUGCAGCUGCAACCAGCGCCAACCUGUGCCUGGCUACGGGUGUCCGCGGCGGGGUCGACUGGAUGAGGAAACUGGCCUUCCGCUACCGACGAGUCAAAGAGUUGUAUAGCUCGUACAAAAACAAUGUGGGGGGUCUGCUGGGUCCCGCUAAAAGAGACGCCUGGCUGCAGCUCAGAGCAGAGGUGGAGGCUCUGACUGACUCCUGGCUCACCCACGCACUCAAGUCCCUGUCCAUCAUCAGCUCCAGGAGUAACUGUGUAAACGUGUUGGUGACCACAACGCAGCUCAUCCCAGCGCUGGCUAAAGUUCUCUUAUACAGUCUGGGAUCGGUGUUCCCCAUCGAGAACAUUUACAGUGCAACAAAAAUAGGCAAAGAGAGCUGUUUUGAGCGUAUAGUCUCCCGCUUUGGCACUAACAUUACAUAUGUUGUGAUUGGCGAUGGGAAGGAUGAAGAGCAUGCGGCCGGCCAGCACAACAUGCCUUUCUGGAGGAUAUCCAGUCACUCUGACCUGCUGGCACUACACCAAGCACUGGAGUUUGAGUACCUGUAACUAUUAUAGCAAUAUGGACUCAUGCAAUGCUACCGUGGAAAUGGUCAGCCAGCGAGCCCCCGUCUUUUGUAAAACUAUUUAAGAACAAACAAUACACUGCAACUGUUUUUGUGUUUUUUUUUUGUCUUGUCUUUUUGAACGUCUGGAUUUACAAACUCUGAACGGUCUUAAGAAGCGAAGGAGAGGUGAAAGGAGGUAAAGGAAAGAACAGUGGGGUUAAGAGAUGACUCAACUACCCAGCUCAGCCCCUGUGGUCCAGAUGCUGGAAACGGACAGCUGUGAAAACCCCCGUCUACGGUCCUUGCAUCUGUAGCAGACUUAAAUAAGCCUGUAAAGGCUCAAGACUUCCCUUGGCCUGGGAGGAUGUUUCUUUGGGCAACUCCUUGAUGUUUGGUUUGUUCUUGGGCACUCGAGACUAUUAUCAGGCCUGUCAUGGGUCACCCGGGACGAAUGACCUUCAAACAACGAGGGCUUCACUGUACAGGCAAUGUGUGUGUGGGAAUAACAGCUGCUUUUUCAAAUUGUUUUCUUCCUGGUGGUAUAAUAAUCACAACAAUGCAGGCUGCAUCAAACUUGUGUAAAUUAUUUACAAUAAACUUAAAAAGGGCAGUGGUGGAUGUUUUUGUCAAGGAAAUACAUUUUUUGGGGUCUUUUUUUUCCUCUGGAUUUUUGUAAUGUUUGGGCAGGGGGAAUUGAGGAUGUGCGUCAUGAUGUGUUGUGCCUUAAUGUGUUUGAAUGUCUUUUCUUUAUUCACAAAUGUCUAUGUAUGUAGAUAUAAAGGAGAAAA